UUUGACUACAUGUAUCUUAAUUUACUUAAUUGGUAAAGCUAUAUGUUUCUAUUUCACAGGUGUAGGAAAAUCAUGUCUUCUUCUACAGUUUACAGACAAAAGAUUUCAACCUGUGCAUGACUUAACUAUAGGUGUGGAGUUUGGAGCACGUAUGAUCUCUAUAGAUGGUAAACAAAUCAAACUACAGAUAUGGGAUACUGCUGGACAAGAAUCAUUUCGUUCUAUCACAAGGUCUUACUACAGAGGAGCAGCUGGGGCACUUUUAGUGUACGACAUCACAAGACGUGACACAUUCAAUCAUUUGACCACAUGGCUAGAAGAUGCCAGGCAACAUUCCAACUCUAAUAUGGUUAUAAUGUUAAUAGGUAACAAAAGUGAUCUGGAGGCAAGAAGAGAUGUGAAGAAGGAAGAAGGUGAGGCAUUUGCCCGUGAACAUGGUCUUAUUUUCAUGGAAACCUCGGCUAAAACUGCGGCCAAUGUAGAAGAGGCUUUUAUAAAUACAGCAAAGGAAAUCUACCAGAAGAUACAAGAUGGUGUAUUUGAUAUUAACAAUGAGGCAAACGGUAUAAAGAUAGGACCACAGCACUCGCCAAGCAAUCCCAGCAUGCCCUCUGGUGGUGGGGCAGCAGGUCAAAGCGGCGGGUGUUGUUAAGACAUUUUGUGCAUUUCUUUUUCGUUCCAUUUCAUUUCCUCGUAGCUAACCUCAUUACGUAUAAUGGUCGUACAAAAAAUGGUCACAAGUGUAACAGGGAAGGAUGUUAAAGAUAGAAAAAAAAUAUACUGGAGAAAACAAACAAAAAAUGAACAUUGUUGUGUUGUAGUUAUAUUCUAAUUAACUGGAGUAAAAAUCUGAGCAAUCAUGCAGACUGUGUCCAAAAUGUUUUUGGACUUUUAAGUCCAAUGAGUGUUAGAACAAAAUGACACAGUCUGGUUUUUGAAGUGUCUGAUGAAGAUCUUUCCACAAGAAGGUCUUUUAGUCCAUUUUUAGAGUUUUGACAUUUAUUAUAGAAGUUGUUUUGGGUUGUGCGUAGAUAUAGUUUUAACUCUGCCUCAGAGAAAGGCUAUUGUUAUUGUAAAUGAAAUAAAUAUAUGCACAUACUGUAGUGACCAUUUGAACAACUAAUAUUAUAGGUAAUGGUCAAUGUACUAAUGAGUUUUAUGAACUGUGAAAUAAUUAAGCGUUGAAAAAAAAUAUUCAAGAAAUUCUUGCUCUGAAAUUUGAGCUUUUUAUGUGCUAAAAGUAACGCCUUUCCACAUUCAGCAUGUGUGUAUUACACAUUUUCUUAUGACAUCAUUAUUUCAUGUGUAAAACUUCAGAACACUAUAGACCAUCUUUUGAUAAAAUUGGUAAUUAUAGCAACCUUAAAACAGUGUUUUUUAUCUGUAAAAUCUGUUGUACAUUAUCAUAAAAAUAUUUUCCCAUUCAUCAUUAUGUAAUAUUGGUAUUUGAAAAAAGCAUGUUUAGAAGUCAAAAUUUCAAGUUUUACUUUAUAAGUUCAUUGUGUAUAAACAAGUUUAUGUAUUCCUUAAUUUAUUUAUACUCUGUUAUCUAAAACUGAAAAAAAUAAUGAGGCAAAAUUAUUAAAAUAUGUAUUUUAUAGUAACAGCUCCAAAGAACGAAAUUGUGCUUUAAACUAAGUGUUUAUAUGAAUGUAUUUGGCUUAAGUUAUUACACAAUUUAUAUGAGAAAAAUUAAUGUUCUUAGCAUACAGUAAAGUUAAACUACUAUGAUUUACUAAUGUAUUUAAUGCAUGUAAGACUUGUUUCCCUUAGAUAACAAUUUUGACAAUUAAAACGUGGAAUGCAGUUCUUAGCAUACAGUCUAUUUUAAUUAAGUUAGACUACUAUGAUUUACUGUUGUAUUUAAGACUUAUAAGAGUUGUUUCCCUUAGACAAUAAUUUUGGUAAUAAUAACUUUGUGAGACCUUAUAAAUAAAAAAUACAAUUGUAAGAUACAUGUACAUAAACAACAGAGACAAAAUAGUGUAUUUUAAAAAACAACUCUGUUUUAUAAAGUUCCCAAUCAACUCUGUUUUAUAAAGUUCCCAACUCUUUAUCUUCAAAGGGACUUAUUUUACACUAAAGCCCAAUCAGUUACAUUGUAAGUUGCUUAUGUUUUUGAAGGACUUUGCUAUUGGGUUUUAAUGGUUUUUUAUGCUGUGUUCAUUCAGACUUCUUGUUUUUAUUUUAUUUUUUUCUCUCUCUGAAUUCUGUACUGUUAUAAUGGUAUACACAUAUACCUUCACCGCAUGACUGACCUUGCUUUAACUUAUUUAUAUCUUCUUUUUUUGUGAUAUGUAUUCAGUAACAAAAAAAUUUGUUCCAAGAAUUCCAGACUGGAGUUGUAUAUGUUAUUCAUAUUAUUUUGGCAUUUUUGUCUUGUUGUAUGUUGUAAUAUAUGUAAAUGUUGUAUUCAUUCUGUUUGACAGUUUGCUGAUGUAAAAAAUACAAUGUGCAUAAGAUUUUUUGUUCUGAUUAAAUUUAUUAUGAAUGAUUUUCCCAUUGCAUUAAAGCAGCUCUCUCAUAACAAAAUCAAUAUGUUAUAAUUUUGGAUAAUGAUUAUCUCCCUUUGCAUUGAAGCAGCUCUAUAAGUCUUAAAGCAAGAGCUGAAAUGAAGGACUAAAGAUUACCUCCCUUUGCAUUAAAGCAGUUCUCUUAAAACAAUAGUUAAAAAGUAGGAUAAAUGAUUAUCUCCCUUGCAUUAAAGCAGCUCUCCAUACAUUAAUAGUGAAAAUAUUUUAGUUAAUAUGUUUGAUUACAUCCCUUGCAUUAAAGUAGCCCUGUCACUGUAAGAGUGAAUAAUUAUAUAGUAGUUAAGAGACAAAAUAGUUUACAGUUGCACAAGCAAAUCCCUUUAGUCCCUGAGAGUUGGCUUAAUAUAGGUAUUGAUUGAGUGCUGAGUGCCGAUAGAUUUACAAUACAUUGUAAUGUGUUUGCUUCAUUUAUUUCAUUAUUGUUAGAGAUUAUUUAGUGUUUUAUUUACUUGUUUAUUUUAUGUAUACAAUAUAGAUAUAACCCCCAUGUGCAAUUUUAUCCUAUCUUUGGAGAAAGUAAAAAAGUGUGAAUGUAUAGUAGUGUAUAGAGAUAGAAUCUACCUGUUGUGAUGGCAAAAUAACUCAAUUAUAUAAAAUGGAUUUCUUUUUCAAUACCCUUAAUACAGAGGUGACAUAAAUAAUAUUAACAUGAACUAUACUUGUAACCAUGUACAAAGAUUAUUUAAAAGAAAGAUUUUAAGACAAAUUAUACAUUAGAUACACACACCUCAACAAAAUGAUAAUAAUAAUUGUAGGCCAUUAAGGUCAUAGAUUUUUUGAGAUCAACUUUGCAGUUUUAAAAAAUUUGAUUAUUAGGCUAAAAUAAAGAAAAUAAAAAUUUAAGGACAUUUAAAAAAGAUAAUUCAACCAGAGGUCAGGACAAGACGAGAAGUUAUUCUUAAAACCCUUAAAAGUACAAGCGAUAUAACAAAAACUAAAAAAAAACAUUUUAAAAGAAUCAGUUAGGUUAGCAGCUGUUGCUUAGUUGGAAAUUCCUGGUCUAAAAUUAUCAUUGAAUGUAAAAAAAAUUCUUGUACUGUUAACUUGACAAAUGUACUUCUUGAUAAAGAAUGACGAGGCUGUGAAUGUGAACAUUAUUUUUCUUGCCUUUGUAUAUUGGUAAACCAAUCUUUAUCUUCAAAACAGUGACAGAAACUAUUUAUUAUCUUUACCUUUUAUUCAGUUUUACAUCUGUAAUUUAUUUUACUUUCGAUUUUUUUUCUUUAACCAUUGAAGAAACAUCUCAAAAGAUAAUUUCUCAACUAUAAUUUUUGAAGGUAGAAAAUACUUAUUUUAGGCUGGUUUGUCAAAGUGAGAAAAAAUAUUUUUUUUUUUGUAUACAAUGUGUAGCAUGUAAAAAGUAACUGCCAACAAAUUUUGUAUAGUUUUUUGGGGGUGUAUUAAAGGAAUGGAAACAGAUGUAAAAUUUCCAGCUGAAUCAAUGUUUGUAUUGAUAGAUCACUAUACACACGUGAAAUGAAGAUGGCAUGUUAUCUAUAUCUCUUCCUCAAUAUGUUAACAUAGAAGUUGUUUUUUUUCUGUUGCCUACCGCAGAUAUUUUCGUUGUUGUUGGUAAAGUUUGUAAAAGUUGUUUUUGAAUGAAUGUUAUAUAUAUAUUUUAUUUGCACAUAGACUUAACUUACAGUGUCAAUUAUAAAUGCUAUGUCUAUUAAUGAGUAAAAGGGAUCAGCAAA
Molecule: messenger RNA, 4228 nt
Organism: Ruditapes philippinarum (Manila clam)
Lineage: Eukaryota; Metazoa; Mollusca; Bivalvia; Venerida; Veneridae
Product: ras-related protein Rab-2-like
Exons: 7
Coding region: 152-652 (166 amino acids)
Cellular component (GO): Golgi apparatus
Molecular function (GO): GTPase activity; GTP binding
Source: RefSeq, a predicted model, not a curated record